GGGUGUCGUGAGGCGGGCGCCGGGGUGAGAGCGCCGAGGGCCUCAGCCGGGUCGACCGUGGUGUCAUCUGUCUAGGGAGCGGCUUCCCCGCCAACGGCACGGCCAUGGCUGGAGCGCUGGUGCGCAAAGCGGCGGACUACGUCCGGAGCAAGGACUUCCGGGACUAUCUCAUGAGUACGCAUUUCUGGGGCCCAGUUGCCAACUGGGGUCUCCCCAUUGCUGCUAUCAAUGACAUGAAGAAAUCUCCAGAGAUUAUCAGUGGGCGGAUGACUUUCGCCCUCUGUUGCUAUUCUCUGACAUUCAUGAGAUUUGCCUACAAGGUACAACCUCGAAACUGGCUUCUGUUUGCAUGCCACGUAACAAACGAAGUGGCUCAGCUCAUUCAGGGAGGACGACUUAUCAACUACGAGAUGAGUAAGCGGCCAUCUGCAUAGCAGUGCAAGGACCAGCUCUUGAAAGGGACAGUGCUCCAGCCACUGCUGCAGCCACAGAUCAUGUCAGCAUGAACAGUCGUGCUGAGGGGAAAACACAGAACGCUAUCUUUAAUGACCAUGCCAACAUUAUUGAAUAGCUGAGAGUCCCUAAACCAACUCUCUGCUGCCUUAUCAAUGCUAAACUUUAUUUGUCUUCAUCAAGAGUAGUUCAAAAUAUGUAACUAAUUUAAUAAUUUUGAAUGAUGGUUUUAUCUAUAGCAAUCUGUAGUAAUAUGUAUAUUAUCUAUUGGGAUUUGUGUAAUAAAAAAAUCUAAGGCAACAAAAUUUUAUAACUACAAGCACUUAAGUACUCAAAACUCUUGACUUUUUCUUUAAAGACAAUAGUAAACCCUCAGUUGGUCACAUGUCUACACAUAAUUUCCAGUGAUAACAAGUAUCGGUGUUUUCCAUAUGUAACUCAGAUCUGUAACUUAAUGGCAAUAAAUGGUUUAAAUAUUUGCUA
Messenger RNA from Mus pahari (shrew mouse), 936 nucleotides. RefSeq names its product mitochondrial pyruvate carrier 1 (gene Mpc1). Bases 105 to 434 code for a protein of 109 amino acids. Gene Ontology annotation, cellular component: mitochondrial inner membrane. The record is from RefSeq and is a predicted model, not a curated record. NCBI's taxonomy places the organism in Eukaryota, Metazoa, Chordata, Mammalia, Rodentia, Muridae. The transcript has 5 exons. Gene Ontology annotation, biological process: pyruvate import into mitochondria.